Ceraceosorus guamensis is the source of this 1860-nucleotide messenger RNA. RefSeq lists its product as hypothetical. The record is from RefSeq and is a predicted model, not a curated record. Lineage: Eukaryota; Fungi; Basidiomycota; Exobasidiomycetes; Ceraceosorales; Ceraceosoraceae. Bases 1 to 1860 code for a protein of 619 amino acids. The transcript has 2 exons.
AUGCGCCUUCUCCUCGUCUGGCUGGCCACCUUCCUUUUGCUGGCCACCGUCUGCGCACGGCCAAUCAAACCUUUCGAAUACCUUGAGGAGACCAUGCACGCUCGCCUACUUCACGACGAAGUCAGGCUGCGGGAGAAGAGCAAGCAGGGCAGCGCAAGCCUGAAGUGGCUGGUCAAGAUACGACCACUUACCAGGCGACUUCUACGCCCUGUGACGGGUACUGCACCGAGAGCGUACGACCGGGUGAUGACCACUUCGGAAGCAGCUCGAGCUCGCUUCGCCGCUGCUUUUCGCGACCCUCGCGUGGGGCUCCCGAUCACUGCCGUCACCGGUGUCUCCGUGUUUGGAUGCCUGGUGUCGUGCGCUGACAUCGUCGAGCACUACAAAGAAGAGAAGAAAAAGCGCAAGCAGCGUGCCAAACAGCUGGAUUCUGCGAAAGCUAUGUCGCCAUCAGCCUCGACCUCCGCGUCAGCAUCUGAUGACAAAGCUCACAAGGAGACUGCUCCGCCUUCGCGGGCUACCAAUGAGGAUUCUCAAGGACAGCACGCGCAGGAAGGACUGAGACCACCUGCACCUCCGCCUCGCAAGCGAGACACAGUCGGCACUGACAAAGACGCCGUCCUCACUCCCGGAGCAAUGGCGGCAGCUCAUGUAGGCGCCCACCCCACGAAGCACAGUCUGAGCGAACCACAGACCACUAGAGCGGCACCUUUUGGGGCCGCCCACGACUGGAGCCGAGAUGAAUCGGAAGAAUUGCACUCAUUGAGGGGGAUGCGGUUUCUGCCAGUCGCAGGAGUCUCUGUGCUCUAUCGCAGGCUGUCUUCGGCCCUCUCCCGGCCAGUCUUGUUGCACGAAGCAGCUUCCUCUGGUGUCCUUCGAAGCCCGCUGCAGCUGAAGCAGCAGCGUGGUAGCGCAGGGAAACCCAUGCACGCAGUCGACGGGACCCAGACACACCGAGUGGCGACAGCACCAAUCGUGGGCACCUACAGUAACGCCGGCGCUGGUUCAAUAGGAUGGGUCACACCCACAAGGAAAGUACCGCCGACACACAAAACAUCAGCAGAACAGCAUCAGCACCGAGGGCUGCACCUUCAACGCGCGCACGGUCAACCAAUCUUCAAUCCCACGCGCCUUUUACGUCGUGGUGGCCAGGUAGCGUUUCAAAUUGUCACGCCCGUUCAAGCUCGUCAGCGCGUCACCUCGAACGACACCUUGUUGAUGCGCCCGACGUGUGGCUCAGAACAACCACGCAUGCUGCGGCGGCGUCAUGUUAGCUGGAAGCUCGUCUGCGAUGUGACGCCGAACGCACACACUGCGACACGGCGCACAUACAGGGAAAGCGUGUUGCCUACCAUAGUUCGAGUUCGGAGACGUCUUGCCACGCUUGCCUCGUUGAGACUGGCGAGCUUCGAGGACUACAAAUUCCUCGAGAGGCGAAGAGAAGACACUCGUCUCGACAAGCUUCGCAAGGCCGUUCAGAAGUGGAGAGAGAGAGCCGCGGGACGACAGACAGCGAGCAGUGCGCCUCAGCUCAGGAAGCGUGACUUGGCACGCCGCCCAUCACGCUGUGGACCGAAGGAGCACUCAUACGAGCGCGUUCAAUCGACGCUCCACAAGCGAUUCAUCAAUUGGAAUCUGGCCUGCCGCGCCAGAGACUUGUUCCGCAAUUCUGCAUCCUACCGCACAUUUCAAACCCAAAGAGAGAGAAUAAGACCGCAUCUCGCAAAUAACAGAGAGGCCAUGGUCCUCUUUGGGUUCGAUAUGAACAAGGGUGCUGCGACGCUACCUGUCCUAUUCGUGCGGAGUGCAUCGCAAACUGGCGAUGACCACCCAAAACAGUUAGCCGUAGACAAUGAUUGA